ACUUACCAUAAUCAAUAUAAUAUGUCAGCUUUGAAGAAGACAAACUUGAACUCUGUUGUUCAAUUGAGAACCACCGUUGAUGAAAACUUGGCAACCUCUUUGGCUGCACUUGGGUACACCCAAUCGUUUUCUCUCAUAGAUACAAAGCUAGUCUUGGGGUACCUGACGGUGCUUAUCGCCGUUGGGUUAUACUUUGCUGACAAGAAGUUUGGCUUCAAUGCAAUUUUCAAUCAAACCGUGGCUGCCAUAGUGAUCUAUAGUAUUCUUAACGUGGCGUUAUGGUAUCUCACACUGACGGCCGCAUAUAAGGAUGUCAAGUACAUUGGCCAUGACAACAAGGGUAACCAGAUCAAGGUUGCCACCUGGACCACUGGAUAUGAACCUUUGUACCACGUGAAGAUCAGUACUACGACGGGAACUAAGAAGAAGGUAAACACACUUGAAUCUACAUUUGAAUUCACAAAAUUGUUCGAUGGCAUUGGGUACUACAAGGAGGAACAAUUAACAAAACUUUUUGAGACGGAACUCGAAAAAAUUGGAAAGAAAAGUAUUUAGAUAAAUAUGACAUAGGAAGGCAUUUGAAAAAUUUAACUACC
Messenger RNA from [Candida] anglica, 596 nucleotides. Lineage: Eukaryota; Fungi; Ascomycota; Pichiomycetes; Serinales; Debaryomycetaceae. The record is from the annotation of a GenBank genome assembly.